CAAUUCCUUAAAGUAGCAAAAAAUUACAGAAAGAGUAAUUGUAUAAAAGUUGUUUAACUUAAGGAGUGGUUGGUAUCCAAUUUGAUUGAAUAAAAGAUUUUUGAGGGAAUAGCAAGCAUUUAUAAGCAAACAUAAUUUUUAUAAUCUUUUAAUUAAGAUAAUAUGUCAGAAAAUUAGUAAAUAAUUUAAGCAAGAAAUCACUCAAUUCCUAAAUAGGAGAAUAAUUAAAAUAAAACUAUUUAAAAGGAUAAUUAAGAUUAUCAGUUGGCAUAAAAUAAUUUGAAUGAAAAUCCAGUGAUUGCUAUAAUAACAAUCCAACUGAAUGAAAACAUAUUCUAAAAUCUAGAAAUAAGAUUUAAUGAUGAAGCUGGAGAACUUGCAAAGUAAUUUUGCUAGCAAACUAAUUUGGAUCCUCAAAUGAUUCCGAUAUUAGAAAAUAACAUAUUAGAGUAUAAACAAAUCGCAAUUUAAGAUAUUUACUAAAAGGAAAGAGAUAAUGAAAAUAUUUUGAAAAGCUAAGAGCAAAUAAAAAAUGAUAACAUAGACUCAAAUUAAAAUGGUAGAUAAAAUAAUUAAAUUUAAGGUUUAAGUGAGCAUUAAAAAAUAUAAUAACAUCAAAUAUAGCUAGAAGAAAACUAAGAAUACACUCCAGCUAUAAAAAGGGUUGAUAGCUCAUUCUAAGCUAAUGUUAAAGACUAAAAUAAAUAAAAUUAAUAUAUAAACUAAAUAAAAACUUAAUAGAACGAUGCUACGAAAUAAAUUAAAAUGCAAUUUCCUCCUCCUACAAAUAAUGUCAUUAAUAAUAUGCACUUAGAUAAUCCUUAGCUCAGCAAUAUUGCUUGGGUUCCAGAAAGAAAAUCGUCUAAUAUUAGUGAAAAUAUUUCAGUUUGUGAAUAGUAAAAUUCUUACCAAUAAAGUAGAGGUAGAGCUGAAAGUUUUUCUAAUUACUCAGUUGCUAAUUCAUAAAUAUACGAUUAACCCUAAAAUUUAUUAAAAAUGAUGAAUUCUUUUGCAUAAAAUAAUUUUAAUAACAGUCUUUAUCAGUCAUCAUCAAUAUACUUUUAAAAAUCUAACCAAAAAAAGAGCCAAUAAAAUUAAGAAAUGGUUAAAAGUAGAAGUUAGUCUCUAUUUAAUAAAUCACAUAAUGAUUGUUCAUUUAUUCAAAAUACAGAAUGUACUUUCAAACCUACUAUAAAUCCUAUUAGUGAAUAGAUAGUUUAAGAAAAAUAAAAACAUUUAUAAAGAAGCUCAACUCAUGAAAGGCUUUAUGAAAUGGGGUUAAAUAAAAUAUAGCAAAAAGAUGAUUCUUUUGAUAAAAAAUCAGCAAGAAAUGAAAGAAAAUCCUAUAAUCCUUCAUUAAAUUAAUCAGUUUAAGCUAUCACAGAAAGACUCUUUAACUAUUCAAAAAGACACUAGUUACAAAAGUAAAAAGAUUUGCAAAAGAGCAUUCAAGAAAAAGAACUUAAAGAAUUAUAAGAAUGCACUCAUAAACCAUAGAUAAAUGAGAUUUCUUAAAAAUUGAUAAUGUAAAAAAGAGGAGAUCCUGGCAGGAGAAUAGAAAAUGAAUUAAUAAAUUAAAAUAAGUACUCUGAAAAGAAAAAAAGUAUUGCAAAAGCCAAAAUUUUAGAAGAAGAAAUGAAAGGCUGCACAUUUUAGCCAAGAAUAAACGAGCUAAGUGAAUACAUUUGCAAUAUGAAAGAAUAAAAAGAUAAUUGUGGCAAUACCGAGAAUUAAGAUAAAUAAAACAAAUCAAAGCAGCAACAAAGAUUUGAAUAUCUCUUUGAAAUAGGAAAAUAAAAGAGCUUUUAAAAAUCCUAACCUACCCCUGCUUAAUUAAUUGACAAGAACUGCCUUUUCAAACCUGAAAUAAACAAAGUAUCAUAAGACAUUAGGAGUUCUUUUUAUGAAAGAAUAUAGCAAUAUAAAGUGAUAAGAUAAGAAAAAGAGAUUAAUUAAUUGCGCUAGAAGUUAAAUGAAUUUAAAGAUAAGCAGACUGGAUAACCAUUUUUUCGGCCAUAAACUGGUCGAGCUCCAUUUAAAUAAAGAAAUCAAGAAAAUUUAAAUGUAAAUGAGUUCUUAUAUCAGUAAUUUAAAAUAGAUAGUAGCAGAAAAGAGAGGGAAAUAUUAGAAAAGUAGAAAGAAAAACCUUAGUUACAGAUAAAUGAUAACUCUAAAAAAAUAGUCUAGCAACUCGAAGAUACUAGAUUGAGGGAGAUAUUUAAUUUGUUAGAUGACGAUUAAGAUGGAUAGAUUGACUCGAAAAAUAUUAAUAUUACUAGUAUCUCUCCAAAAGUACUAGAGUUAAUUUCACCUGUUUUAUAUGAAAUGGAGGAUUAUCAUUUUCAGUUAAACUAUGAGGAAUUCAGCCAAGCUAUAAAGCGUUUGGCAAAGGGAAUGACUUCUCAAUAAAAAAAUGAUUUGUUCUUAUAUUCUAAAAAGCAGAGAGAAUCCAAUCAUAAAAGUUCAAAUUAAAAUUUACAUGUAACAACAGGUAACAUAAAGAAGAAUAGUAGUUCAUUAUCUGUAAAUUUAAAAUAUUGA
Molecule: messenger RNA, 2541 nt
Organism: Tetrahymena thermophila SB210
Lineage: Eukaryota; Ciliophora; Oligohymenophorea; Hymenostomatida; Tetrahymenidae
Exons: 11
Source: RefSeq, a predicted model, not a curated record